Molecule: messenger RNA, 4738 nt
Organism: Anopheles funestus (African malaria mosquito)
Lineage: Eukaryota; Metazoa; Arthropoda; Insecta; Diptera; Culicidae
Product: cationic amino acid transporter 4
Exons: 3
Coding region: 665-2713 (682 amino acids)
Biological process (GO): amino acid transport; transmembrane transport
Cellular component (GO): plasma membrane
Molecular function (GO): amino acid transmembrane transporter activity
Source: RefSeq, a predicted model, not a curated record
AGAAGGUGGUGAUGCGUUUGCGCAUGACCACCCACGUUCCUAUCUACACGUCGCGCAAUGUGUGCGAGUGCGAGAAGGUAAGGUACGUUCGAAAAAAUCGAACAAGUUGCCACUCACCGUGCCAGACUGUGCGUUGGGUCAGAACCAAACAGACUGUAAAGGUGAACAGAACGGACGGUCCUUCCAUUCCUUUUCGGUAGGAGGUCCAACCGUGGGCGAAGGAGUUUCCAGCUGCUCGAAGGUGAGCGCAGAUACAACUGUGUCACUGGACGCAAUCAUUCGGUUAUUUAUUGCUGAAGUUGUACACCAUCAUCAUCAUCGCUAUCAAGGUAAAUCGUACUCCAAGGUACAAAAGUGCGUUCCUACACUUCGAAAGUGAAAACAUACCGAGGGAGAAAACCAAUGAAAAAAAAAAACAGUUUCUUAAUAACAUUACUAAAAGAACGUCCUGUUAAAGCGCUUUACGUAUAAUCUCUGUGCCCGUUUUGAUUAAUUACCAUCUAUCGAUAGCGAACAUCGUAGUAAAUUAGCAAAGAUAGAAAAAAAAUAUACUCACCUUCCACCUGUUCGUUCCAUAUGGCAGGAUUGUACAACGCAACCGGAUACACAGGUUCGGGGAAGCUGUGCGUGGAAUUUGAAUCGUAAUUAAGCUUACUACGUGACGAUGCCCAGCGCUAGGAGAAUGAUCCUGGGGCACGUCAUGUCCGGUCUGUGCACAAAGAUGAACCGCACCAAACAGCUUCCGGCGGACCUGAUGGAAACACCGCUGAAUCGAUGCCUAAAUACAUUCGACAUUACGUUACUAGGUAUCGGUCAUAUGGUGGGCGCUGGAAUCUAUGUCCUUACCGGUACCGUUGCCCGAGAGAUGGCCGGUCCGGCGAUCGUCCUUUCGUUCAUCCUUGCCGGUUUAGUAUCACUCUUGGCGGCCCUUUGCUAUGCGGAAUUUGGUACCCGUGUCCCCAAGGCAGGAUCGGCAUAUGUCUACACGUACGUAUCCAUCGGCGAGUUUUGGGCAUUCGUCAUCGGCUGGAACAUUAUCCUGGAGCAUAUGCUCGGUGCCGCCUCGGUAGCCCGUGCCUGGAGCGGUUACGUCGACUCAAUGCUGGGCAACAUCGUGGCUAACAUUACGAUGGAGAUUACGGGCGAGAUGCACGAGCAGCUGCUGGCAAAGUAUCCCGACUUCCUGGCAUUCUUCGUGUGUAUCAGUUACGCCGUAGCACUUGCGGCCGGUGUUAAGGCAACGGCUAUGAUAAACAGCAUACUGACGACGGUGAAUGUAGCCGUAAUGGCGCUGGUGGUGGUGUUGGGCUUCUGGUACGCCUCACCAGACAACUGGUCGCUCCCGGAGCAAGGCUUUAUGCCAUACGGCUUUGGUGGGGUGCUAGCUGGAGCGGCAACGUGUUUCUACGCUUUUGUAGGAUUCGACAGUAUUGCUACUUCUGGUGAGGAAGCGAAAAAUCCGAGCGUUUCUAUACCGUUGGCCACCAUUCUGUCGCUGUGCGUAGUGACGGUUGGGUACGUGCUGGUUAGUGCGGCACUAACGCUUAUGAUUCCGUACAAUGAAAUUAACCCGGCCGCUGCACUACCGGAUGCGUUCGGUAUGCGUGGCAUCACGUGGGCCAAAUAUGCUAUCUCGACCGGAGCCAUCUGUGGUAUGACGACGACAUUGCUUGGAUCACUGUUCGCUUUACCCCGCUGUCUCUAUGCGAUGGCAAGCGAUGGUUUGCUGUUUUCAUGCUUCGGAAAGGUGAACACAAAAACGCAAGUACCGCUAUUGAAUCUCGCCCUGUCCGGUGUCUGUAGUGCGCUGUUGGCGCUGCUAUUCGAUCUGGAAAAGUUGGUAGAGUUUAUGUCGAUAGGAACACUGCUCGCCUACACGAUCGUGUCUGCUAGCGUCAUCGUACUGCGCUAUCGUCCGAUAUCGGUAGAAGAAACCGUCCAUCUCGCGCCAGAUACACCAGGUACGGACGAGGAAGAUGGUGGUCCGGCCCUUCCGGGUAGUGGUAGUGCUACCGCCGGCCCACCAGGAGGUGGAAUUGAUUCUUCCUCCCAGUCGAGCACCAUCGAUCCAUCAUCGCCUACGAGUGAAAUGAUUGAAAUUGCCCUAGCUGGUAGACUACGGCCACAAUUCCGUUGGCUAGAGCCUGUUCUGGGACGGUGCGAACCCGGCGUGGCCUGUUCCGGUGCUGUGUUAAUGUUUUGUGUACUGAGUGUAGCUGUCUGCUUCCAGCUGGAAAACUCCUGGGACGAGUUGUACAACGGAACCUGGUGGGCGUUGGGACUUUACGGAUUCCUGCUAUUCUGUCUCGUUGCGUGCGUAGUUGUUAUAUCGGCCCAUCAUCAAAACACUCGCGGACUACAGUUUAAGGUACCGUUCGUACCGUACAUACCGGCACUGAGCAUUUUCUGCAAUAUCGAGCUGAUGGUUCAUCUGAGCUUUUUAACCUGGCUACGAUUCUUCAUCUGGCUGUCGAUCGGUAUGCUGGUAUACUUCCUGUACGGCAUUCACAACAGCAAGGAAGGUGAACUUGGUACGUCCUACUCCAUGCUGAUGUCUACCAGCGAGGCGAUUCGUGGCUGGGGAUCCACCAGCACUGCACUCGGUGGUGGCACUAAGGUAACAGUAACAAAGAUAAUCAAAGGAAGAAUAAGCCGCAAGACCGCCGGUGACCGGCAGGCGAUAGUAGACGAUGACGAUGAUGAAGAUUCUUAAGAGCGAAAAAAGCCGGGUCCAUUUCCUUCCAUUUACGUUUACGUUUGAAAUCGUUCAAAGUUUAAUUCACUGUUCACGUUCUCGGGAUCGCGCAAUGUGUUUGUUAAGAUUUGUAAUUUUUUUUUGUCGUAACCCAUUCCGAGCUGGCAUAUUGUACAUCUUACUCGAGAGUGCUACUGAAAGCGAUCAACUACGGUCCAAAUGGCAAACAAAGCUGUCAUACAUAGGGAUAUCAUCAGUGCAAAAUUUGUAGGUACAAGUUUGUUAACCUUUUUACGAAGCUAUCUACCAAAGAAUCUAUCGCCAAGGAUCAUACCAGCUAGAAGCACGCAUCAGUGUACCUAUAGUACUAUUAUUACACCUAAUUUAAAGAAAUCACUCUGUACAACGGUCUACCAGGAUCUACAUAUAUGUGGAUCAAGCGGAUCAUACGGAUCCAACGUGAAGUGAACGUGGCGUUUUGCAGUAAAUAUUCUACGAAAUGGGUAGACCUAUUUCAAUGCACAGUAUUAGAUAUUAUGCUACUAACGAUUGCCUUAGAACAAACAAUGUGUCUGCAUAAAAGUAAGUGUAAUGCGCUGUGUUUUUCGUUUUUCUAUUCCAUGGAAAACAAGUGAUUUACUAACGUUAAAGGUUUUGAUUGAUUGACAUACGUUUACUUACAUAUGUUAGGCAGAUUUGCUUUUCUCCCACAAAAGUACUGAAAGCAUGAUUGGAUAGACGGCCAUGUCUAGAGUACCAGUUAUAGUAAGAUUAAAACUGUUGCCUAAUGAAGCUAUUACCAUGGUAUAUACAAGAUUUUUACAACACACAAACUACUUAGCACAAAUUACUUAUUAAUAUUUUACUUCCAUUUUUAUUUGGUUGUUAGAAAACCGAUUUUACACAGAACCCACUGUCUAUACUGUAUUUCAACCACCGAAUUGUGUGAGCUUAUAUGUACUUUAUGGUUAUGUUAAAAUGGCUAUACAUAUAGCUAUAUGUUUGACAAAAAAAAAACAAAACUUUAAAACGGGUAACUUACGCCAAUAGUCAAUCUUACAUUUUCCCCCAUCAUCGCUGAGCUGUGUAUAAGCAUAGAAACACGCACCAUAAUAUAGAAUGGCUUUCGAUAGUUGCAUUUCUGUUUUUGCUAUUUUUUUGCAAUUAAAUUUAGAGUACUACAAAAAAACAUUUAUACUAUACACACUGAAAGACAGGUACACGUGUAGCAAAAUCAUGCCGUAAUCGGCAGUAUGUAUAUUAAGCAAAGAACUAUAGUAGAAAUGAAUGCACAGUCAAUGAAGAGUACAUAUUCAUAUUACCGAACUUAUCGAUAAGAUAAAAUCACCAACCGUCGUUCAUAAGAUAUUUAUUCGUAUCCAGUAUUUCCAGUACAUCCAGAUACUCGGAUUGUAGGACGCACAGUGCAUGAUAUCCUAUCUACUUCGAGCCGUAUCGUAAUAACAGGAGAACGUUCUACCCCCUGAGAACCAUCAGCUAGUACAAUAUAAUGUUUGAAACCGAGUCCCCUCUAAAAAAAGCUCUGAUACGACGCAUAAAGUACACUAGAUCAAUUAGUAGCAGUGAAUAUAAAGUAUUUCUUUUCUAAACUAUUUGUUCUAUCAGAUUUUUUUUUAUCAAGAAAACUCAAUGAUUGCAAUGUGUAUGAGAACAAUACAUGCUUUAGAACUUAUAAACUAAAGGAUAACAAUAUUGGUCAAGCAUAAAAUAAUAUUAAUCACACAAAACCACCAUAAGAACAAUAAAGUAUACACACAUAUGACGAAUUUAACUAAAUCAUUUUGCAGUACUAUUUCUCUCUGAUUUCUUUUCUGAUCUUGUAACGUAUUUUUUUUACAUUAUAUUCUUUACUGAUUUCAGUUGGAAUUUAGUCAUCAACGACUAUUUCAAAAUAAAGUACAGUAGAGGUACUGUGACAUCCCAUCAAAAUAUAUUAUGAAAAAUACAAAAUAAUAAUUGUAACUAUUUUCCAAAAAGAAGCAAACAUAUCUCCGAACGAAUUGCUUUCAUUUUUACUUAAAA